This is a messenger RNA of Suillus subalutaceus, 808 nucleotides long. RefSeq lists its product as uncharacterized. The coding region runs from base 225 to 623 and encodes 132 amino acids. The transcript has 6 exons. Lineage: Eukaryota; Fungi; Basidiomycota; Agaricomycetes; Boletales; Suillaceae. The record is from RefSeq and is a predicted model, not a curated record.
GCACGUUUACCAUCAUAAGCUUCAGGGAUGCUCUUUCGAUAUUUAUAUUUAUACCUUAUGGCAGACACUUUUGAGAGUCACGUCUAGGGUUCUACGAGUCGUUUCGACGAGCAAUCAACUGUUCGAUAGGAAGUAUAGUGACAUUUGGUCUGACACGGAUAUUAUUUUCUUAUUCGCAUGUAACAGCUUCAUUAGGGAACCCACUCUUCUUGAUAAAGGUACAAAUGCAGGCUUACUCCCCUAUACUGCCAGUUGGGACACAACAUCACUGCAAGAACUCGUUUGACGUAUGGAUCACUAUUUUUAGGACAGAUAAGUUUUGGGGUCUAUUACGUGGUGUGGAUGCAGCCAUUCUACGAACAGCUAUGGGAUCUUCGGUUCAGCUUCCUACAUACAAAUGGGCUAAAAAUCAACUUGGCUCGCAUGGAUUAUAUCCUUCAAACAGCAUAUUGACUUACCUCGCUAGUUCGUCCGUGUCUGGAAUUUGCGUGGUGUUUUUACUCUAUCAAGUAGCCAACAACUGUAGUCUGACACCGCGUAGUGCAUUGUCACGCAGCCUGCCGAUACGGCCCCAACCCGAGUAUACAACCAACCAACAACGUGCACACCUGAUGGACGUUUAGCAGGGACACUACAGGAAUCUCAUUGACUGUAUCUGGAAGGUUCGGGUGGUACAAGGAUAUGUAGCGGCAUGCAUACAGCGACAAGUCUUAUUAAAAAUAUCCAUCUAGGUCAACUGCAGUUUCUUCGUGUUGCGCCUCAUACCAUUAUUACCCUUACUGUGAACGAUAUUAUCUUAGGUUUGUAU